Molecule: messenger RNA, 846 nt
Organism: Onthophagus taurus
Lineage: Eukaryota; Metazoa; Arthropoda; Insecta; Coleoptera; Scarabaeidae
Gene: Prosbeta3
Product: proteasome subunit beta type-3
Biological process (GO): proteasome-mediated ubiquitin-dependent protein catabolic process
Cellular component (GO): cytoplasm; proteasome core complex; proteasome core complex, beta-subunit complex
Source: RefSeq, a predicted model, not a curated record
AUUACCGGCUUGAUUCGACACAACUUUAUCUGUCAUCGGCGAUUACAAACAAAUUUUGCAACAAAAAGCCCGGAUUUAUCUCAAUAUAUCAAUUAAAACCUCCCUUAAACUCGCUUGAAAACUAAUUAAGGGUUAUAUAAAUACCAUAAAAUGUCGAUUCUCGCGUAUAACGGGGGUGCUAUGGUAGCGAUGAAAGGGGAUAAAUGCGUGGCAAUCGCCACCGAUAAACGCUUCGGUAUUCAAGCUCAAACGGUGUCGUUGGAUUUCCAAAAAGUAUUUCCCAUGGGUACUCACCUAUAUGUUGGAUUACCUGGAUUAGCGACCGAUACUCAAACUGUUAUGGAAAAACUUCGAUUUCGCAAAAAUUUAUACGAACUAAAAGAAAAUAGGCAAAUUAGCCCGAAAGUUUUUAGUGCGAUGGUUUCGAACAUGUUGUACGAGAAACGUUUUGGACCAUUUUUCGUUGAACCAAUUAUAGCUGGGUUGGAUGUUAAAACAAUGGAACCUUAUGUAUGUAAUAUGGAUUUAAUCGGGUGUCCGAAUGAACCGGAAGAUUUCGUUGUUGGAGGAACAGCUUCCGCUCAAUUAUAUGGGAUGUGUGAAACUCUUUACGAACCUAAUUUAGGACCCGAUGAGUUAUUUGAAACUAUUUCCCAAGCGAUUAUGAACGCGUUUGAUAGAGAUGCAAUUUCUGGUUGGGGUGCAACUGUUUAUAUUAUCGAGAAGGAUAAGGUUACCAUGAAGGAAUUGAAGACGAGGAUGGAUUGAGCUAUUAAAAUAAUGAUUUAUUUUAAUUUUUGUGUUAUUUAAGGUCUUUUCAUGAAUAAAAAUUUGAAGAAAUAUAAA